GUCCAAAUGAUACGAGUAAGAAAUGAGCACAAGUUAACAUCCGGUCAUUAAUAACAAUAAAAUAAAAUGAUCUGGAGGGCCGGAUAAAAUUACCCAGAGGACCGGACCCGGCCCCCGGGCCUUGACUUUGACGGAUGUGCCUCGGUUUAUUAAAUAGAAGCUUUCACACUCUCAGUUGCUGGUACCCGACAUUUUUUACAGUGUAUUAAGUGUUGGGCUUUGAUUUGAACGAGCUGAGUGCCUUCACCGCCGCCGCCACCAGCAGCAGCAGCAGCAGCAGUCCCUGAACGCAUCCCUCCUCAUCAAUAUGCGCUCGAGCUCCAGCAUGUAGGAUCCUCUCUCUCAGUCAGACCCAGUCAAAGACGGACGGAGCGGAAGCAGUUCUCGGGCGCGCGGAGGCGAUGUGAGCCUCAACACCGCCGUGGUUCACAUGUGACUCCGGCCGCGACUUUUUCCCGAUCGACUUUCUCCCCCCUUUUUCUUCUUCUUCUUCUUCUUCCCUCCCCCUAGUUUUUUUAUUCUCUCGGGGGGGAAGGCGAUCAAUGGAUGUACUCUGGAUUUGGUAGACUGUUGAUUGGAAGAAGGGGGAGGGGGGGAGGCUCGUUGCAGUUGCCCGCGACUGUAAACACCGGGGGGGUUAAAUCAACAAUUAAAAGCCAAUUAAGGGAGGGAGGAUGAACGCUCCGCACAGGGUUCGGCAAAUACGCGUCCUGUCGGCGCUGGUUAUCGGUUCGAUUGUGUGCUGCGCCAAAAGCGUCAACGAACCGGGCAACAUGUCCAUCGUGAAGCAGACGGUGGAUAAACUACUGAAGGGGUACGACAUCCGACUGAGACCGGACUUUGGAGGUCCCCCUGUUGCAGUCGGCAUGAGCAUAGACGUGGCCAGCAUAGACAUGGUGUCAGAAGUCAACAUGGAUUACACCCUGACCAUGUAUUUCCAGCAGUACUGGCGGGACAAGCGUCUAGCCUACCUAGGAAUCCCCCUCAACUUGACUCUGGACAACAGGGUGGCUGACCAGCUCUGGGUCCCUGACACCUACUUCCUCAACGACAAGAAGUCUUUUGUCCAUGGAGUGACGGUCAAGAACCGCAUGAUCCGCCUGCAUCCAGACGGGACCGUUCUCUACGGGCUCCGGAUAACCACCACGGCUGCUUGUAUGAUGGAUCUCAGGAGGUACCCCCUGGACGAGCAGAACUGCACUCUGGAGAUUGAGAGCUAUGGCUACACCACAGAUGACAUCGAGUUCUACUGGAAAGGCGGCGAGUCGGCAGUGACGGGGGUGACGCGCAUCGAGCUGCCGCAGUUCUCCAUCGUCGAUUACAAACUGGUGUCCAAAAACGUGGUCUUCUCAACAGGUGCCUACCCUCGACUGUCUCUGAGCUUCAAGCUGAAAAGAAACAUCGGCUACUUCAUCCUGCAGACCUACAUGCCAUCCAUCCUGAUCACCAUCCUCUCCUGGGUAUCCUUCUGGAUAAACUAUGACGCGUCGGCGGCCAGAGUGGCUCUCGGGAUCACCACGGUGCUGACUAUGACCACCAUCAACACUCACUUGAGAGAGACACUACCCAAGAUCCCCUACGUCAAGGCCAUCGACAUGUACCUGAUGGGAUGCUUCGUCAUGGUCUUCCUGGCUCUUCUCGAGUAUGCCUUUGUAAACUACAUCUUCUUCGGGAGGGGCCCUCAGAUGCAAAAGAAGCUGGCGGAAAAAGCAGAGAAGGCCAAUAACGAGAGGUCAGCCAAGUAUGACGCAGCAAGGGAGGCAGGUAGUAGGACCGCAUCGCUUAAACGGUCCAAUCAGGUUAAAGGUCUUCGCCACUCACGCUCGGCGGAACCCCAUGGCCAUGGGAACAUCCUGCUGACCACCCUUGAGAUCCACAACGAGGUAGCUGGUGGUGAGAUCACCACAAGCGUGGCAGACAUUAGAAACUCUCAGUCCAUGGUCCAACUGGACAGCACGGCUUCGUCACACAUCCAGUACCGAAAGCAGAGCGGUGGGAUCGGACCCCGCUCCGCCAGCCGCCAUUCUUUGGACCGGUCUGCUCAAAUGAAACGCAGCCGCCUGCGGAGGCGGUCCUCCCAGUUAAAAAUCAAAAUCCCAGACCUAACCGAUGUGAACGCCAUCGACCGCUGGUCACGCAUCAUCUUCCCUUCAGUUUUCUCGCUGUUCAAUCUCAUCUACUGGCUCUACUAUGUCUGAUUGGACUGCUUUGUUUGAUGUUGUUUGAUUUUGUUAUUUCAUUCCUUUUUUUCGCUCUUUUUUUAUACGCAGUUGAAAAUGUGGAGUCAAAGACUGCAGUACUGCACUACUACAAGGUUUUUGGACCAAGUUCUCACCUAAUUUGUUUUUUAUUUAGCGUUUGAAUCCUCUGUUCUGAGGCUCUUUUAUUUUUUAUGUACUGUAAAUGCGACUUGUGAAAGUUAUUUCCUAACAUUUGCCCUCUCAAUAACAUGUAAAUAGUGAGAUACAAUGCCAGCAAGUGAUCUACUGCAGUAUUACAGUAUUACAAAAACAAACACAAAGAGGCAGUAAAAAAAGAUUUUUUAACAAAAAAUAAUCCUUUUACACAAGAGGCCAGUGCUGCAACAGCUCAGAAUUACUUUGAGGUGCACAAUUAUAAAUAAAAGUCUGUGAAUUUCUGUUGCUCAAACAUCUCAGACUAUUAAAAAUGUGCAUGUACCCUCACAGGUAAAUGGGCAGUCAUGCUUCCAAAAAGUCAGAUCGUAUCUAUAACCCUCACAAUUAUUAUAUGAAUAUGAAUACAUAUGAAUUGUGUGGGUUUUUGCAGACUUUCUUUUGCUACGUACACACCGGGCAUGUGUGGUGCAUUCAAGAACGCGCUUUCAUGGCGUUUUCACUUAAGUCUGUGACUACCAAAUACUAGUGUGAGAUGCCAAAGUGGUCCGAAUCUUGUUCUAAGCGUUUUCCUUCGCAGCACUUUUUUCAAUUUUCAACUGGUUAGCUCUUUUGAAAAGGACACUACCCAUACGUCACUACCACAUCAGAGUCCCUGAUUAGUUCAAUUGCCUUGUGUUUGGACGGACUUAAAGGGGCCAUACCAUGAUUUUCUUUCAACGUAAACUAUAUAUAUGAUAAUACAUUACCAAAGGAACACUAAAAAACUCUUCCUGAAAGGGGCUGUUCUCAAUCUAUAAUGUAAGCUUGUGAGGACCCGCUUGUUUUCAUGGGUAUGGGAGGGGCUGCAGGUUUUAGAGCACAUGUGUCAAAGUCAAGGCCCGGGGGCCGGAUCCGGCCCUCAUGGGUAAUUAUCUCAGGCCCUCUAGAUCGUUUUAUUUUAUUGUCAUUAAUGGCCCGAUGUUAUCUUGUGCUCAUUUCUAACUUGUAUAAAUUUGAGAAAACAUAUUUUUAUGGAGGGUAAAAUAUUGAUAGUUAAUGAAGGUUUAUUUGA
Oryzias melastigma (Indian medaka) is the source of this 3408-nucleotide messenger RNA. RefSeq names its product gamma-aminobutyric acid receptor subunit beta-3. The record is from RefSeq and is a predicted model, not a curated record. Gene Ontology annotation, molecular function: extracellular ligand-gated monoatomic ion channel activity; GABA-A receptor activity; neurotransmitter receptor activity. Gene Ontology annotation, biological process: signal transduction; nervous system process; regulation of membrane potential. The transcript is spliced from 10 exons. Bases 675 to 2198 code for a protein of 507 amino acids. Gene Ontology annotation, cellular component: membrane; GABA-A receptor complex; neuron projection. Lineage: Eukaryota; Metazoa; Chordata; Actinopteri; Beloniformes; Adrianichthyidae.